Brassica napus (rape) is the source of this 1435-nucleotide messenger RNA. RefSeq names its product probable sugar phosphate/phosphate translocator At3g11320. The transcript has 4 exons. The record is from RefSeq and is a predicted model, not a curated record. Gene Ontology annotation, molecular function: antiporter activity. Bases 194 to 1120 code for a protein of 308 amino acids. NCBI's taxonomy places the organism in Eukaryota, Viridiplantae, Streptophyta, Magnoliopsida, Brassicales, Brassicaceae. Gene Ontology annotation, cellular component: Golgi apparatus.
AUACAUAACGCAUUGUUGAAGCUUUUAGCCCCCAAAAAAAGAAAAAAAACUCUGAUUAGACGACCUUUCCUCCUUCUUCACCAAUCGCAACUUUCUCCAAAUCUCGAUUCCACCAUUCUCCCCGAUUCGAUCAAUCCCCUCAUAAGAAUCCUCAAACCGAAUCAGAUCGAAGUGUAGACUUCCCAAAAAUCCGAUGAAGAUGGCGGCCAACGGCCGAUUCUUCACGAUCGGGAUCGUGGCGUCGUGGUACUCGUCCAACAUCGGAGUGCUACUACUAAACAAGUACCUCCUCAGCAACUACGGGUUCAAGUACCCGAUCUUCCUCACCAUGUGCCACAUGACGGCGUGCUCGCUCCUCAGCUACGUGGCCAUCGCGUGGAUGAAGAUGGUCCCUAUGCAGACGAUCAGGUCCCGCGUCCAGUUCCUCAAGAUCGCGGCGCUGAGCCUCGUCUUCUGCGUCUCCGUGGUGUUCGGGAACAUUUCGCUGAGGUUUCUUCCGGUUUCGUUUAACCAGGCCAUCGGCGCCACGACGCCGUUUUUCACGGCCGUGUUUGCGUAUUUGAUUACGUUGAAGAAGGAGGCGUGGUUGACUUAUGUUACGCUCGUGCCCGUUGUUACUGGUGUUGUUAUUGCUAGUGGGAGUGAACCAAGCUUCCACCUGUUUGGAUUCAUUAUGUGCGUUGCAGCCACGGCUGCGAGAGCACUUAAAUCAGUUCUUCAAGGGAUUUUGCUAUCUUCAGAAGGGGAGAAGCUAAACUCCAUGAAUCUACUCCUCUACAUGGCUCCCAUAGCUGUUGUGUUCCUUCUUCCUGCUACCCUUAUCAUGGAGAAGAACGUCGUUGGCAUUACAAUUGCACUCGCCAGAGACGAUUUCAGAAUCGUUUGGUAUCUGCUAUUUAAUUCGGCGCUUGCUUAUUUCGUGAACUUGACUAACUUCUUAGUCACAAAACACACCAGCGCUCUGACUCUCCAGGUGCUAGGAAACGCCAAAGGAGCAGUAGCAGUGGUGGUAUCGAUUUUAAUAUUCAAGAAUCCUGUCUCAGUGACUGGAAUGUUAGGCUACUCGCUAACGGUCAUUGGAGUUAUCCUCUACAGUGAAGCCAAGAAACGAAGCAAAUGAAGUUAAAGAAACCUCUUCAAUUUUUAUUUGUUAGGUCCUUGCAGGUAAAACACACAAGGCAAAGUUCCUUUUGCUGGACCAGAAGCAAAAGGAUGUGUAAAGGCAACACCAAAGGAUCAGAGUACCCAUAAGCAAUAAGUGGUUUUGUUUCCUUCUUUAAUUUUUGUUUACGAAUCUUCUACAGCUUUUGUCAUAGGUUGUUCUAAGAGUAACUUCGAUGUAGCUUCCUUUUUUUUUGGUCGAUUCUUUACAUCUUUUGUGAUACAACAUUUAUAACACUGAUUAAUUAAUGGAAAAGACAAGUUUUUUUUUUUC